CUUGCGAUGAGCGUUACACCACACGAGUGAGAUCGCGGUGUCUCUAAAAGGGCGAUUGCUCUCCUCUCUUCUCCACACUGCCACUUUUCCUCCCUCUUUCGUGGUGGUGUGAAUAAUGCGGCGCGAUUGUUAACGCAACGAAAAGCUAGGAAAAGCUCCUCGCCUUGUAAGGGAACAGGUAGCGCGUUAGGUGCACGUGUUUCCCUAUCGGAGAAUUAACAGCCGAUUUUGUCGACAUUCGCGCUAAGUCUCUUCCAUUGUUUUUCCCGAUGAUAAAAACGCAUUGACAAAUAAUUUCAUCAAAACUGUCCAUAAAUAUUUUAUGGUAAGAAAGGCAUGAGAAAAUUACAAGGUGGUCUCACGUGGAAAUUAAGUGUGUUAGAGAAAACGAUUAAAGAACGUGCGACUAUUGACGAAUUAUAUGCACUUUUCGGUUUUGUGUCAUACGAACAAUGUAGUUUCCGAUUAACAUUGAUGACUGGAUGAUAGCUUAUUCUCGUGCAAAUAUUCGUUCUCGCUCUCGAGAGAGAGACAUUCAGCAAAAUAAAGUACCAUUUAAAUCAAAAUAAGUCGAUCGUAAAGCUGUGCAAAUUCGUCGUCUACAAAAAAGAACUUGAACUCCGGCUGUUUGAAUUUGAAGUUAAUCUAUAUUAUCGCGGAGCGGACAAAUGCUUGCAACGAUGUAGAUGUGGUGUGGCAAAGUUUUAACAGAUAAAACUUUAAAGAAAGAAACAUGAACAUGAUUGAGUGAUCAAUGCGUGAAUUUGUUUAAAAAGUUUUCAAAUAGGAAGAUAUGAAGUAGCAGAAACUUUCAAAAUUCAGAGAGUUGGAUUGGAUGAAGCGAAGUUAAAAAACGGUUCAAUUCUGAGGCCAAUUCAACAAAGUUAAAUGGAAUGAAGUGUUACAUUUCGCCACGUACCAUUGAGGAACAUCCUAGAAAGUUCCACAAUGUCCAGCAUGCAAUGAUGGCGAUGUCGAGGCCGUGGUGCACAGGCCACAGCAGCGGGAAUAGAUAAGGCAGCGAGGGGCCGCGCGCGCCGUGCCAGUCAUGUGUAGUGUCAUGUGGCUUCUUCGGCUCCUGACGAUCUAUCGCUUGGCUCACCUCUCGGCAUCCGGUACGCAGACAGAAUUGCCUCUGGCGACGGACUCGAUUUCGACGAAAUCGACGACGGCGGCAAAGCGAUCUGUGCCGACGGAUGCACCAAUGCUGAACUACAUCUUUGACACGCACAGCACUCUGAACAAGCAUCAGCAUCAUCACGAUCACAAAUGGGGCCCUCACUUCGAAGGCGAGAGCUCCAACAUUACGGUGCAGGCUGGUGCUAGCGUCACGCUUGAUUGUAGGAUAUCGUUGCUGCAGGACAAAACCGUAUCCUGGUUGCGACGACAGGAGAGCAGCGAGAAGAUGAGACUACUGACAGUCGGCCAGCAGACGUACACGGGCGACUCGAGAUACACCAUCGAAUUUCAGUACCCGGACAACUGGCGUCUGCGUAUCAAGCGUGUUAACAGCAGCGACGAGGGCCAAUACGAGUGUCAGAUCAGUACCCAUCCACCAAAGUUCAUUUAUGUCAACCUACACAUUAACGCACCGUCCGUCCAAAUAGUGGACGCCCUGGGCGAACCACUGCGGGACAAGUAUUAUGAAGCGGAUAGCACCAUCGAACUACUAUGCGUCGUGCGUCAUAUAGCGAUGCAGGUGCAGUACAGCGUCGUCCAAUGGCUCCAUGGCAAUAGAGUCUUGAACUACGAUACGACGAGAGGCGGUAUCAGCGUGAAAACGGACCUGAUGGAAGAGGGGGCCAAUUCGACUCUCAGCAUAGCUAAGGUCGGACCUAUGGAUAGCGGAAAUUACACCUGCCAGCUUACCACCAUGCCGGACCAACCUGCCACAGUUCACGUGCACGUUUUAAACGGAGAAAGUUUAGCCGAGCUACAUCACAGCGGUGCACGACUCGCUCGAGCGGAUGUCGCUAGCUCGUCGCUACUCUUCCUGGCCGCCGUUCUAGCCCGAUCGGGUGGUCAGGUGCUCAGAUGAAGGCUCAACCUAGCUUCCUCGGGCAUUACGAGAGUCGCCCGGGUUAGGAAAAGAGCACUUGGUGGCGAUGGCAAAGGGACAGUGCUCCACAACGGUGAACGAGACAUUAUCACCUGUGCGCCGCGCGAACUUUUCUAUUAUCGUGACGGGAGUGGACACGAGGGCCAAAGAGGGAGUGUGUUACGUUAACAUAUUACGUUGACAUAAGGAACGUAUAGGGACGAAACAGAGGCGGUUGGCUGCGUCUCGUCUUGGAACGUUAUUCUAAACGCGAUAUAGAUCGCCCGGCAUUCGCGAGAUUCAUGUCGGAGCGUGUCUGUAUCGCGAGAUAAUACCUUCGUCAAUUCUCAGCGCAAUUUCAUUCGAGCGAUUGUACACGGAACGUAAAUUUUUCACGCGGGAUAGACACCUCGGUGAACGGCCGGCUUUUAAGAUCUUUUCAACUAGUUAAUUCACACGCGAGAGCCGAUGGGCAUUACACGCUCGUCGAUAAGAGUAUUAUGGAUUUAGUUAUUGUUUAUUCACGAUAAGUCGUUCACUGAUGUGCUUAUCUCAUUUUUAGCUCAGCUCGUGUUUGAAUUUCGCUCUUCCGCGAAAUUCCAUUAGGCUUGAAUAUUUCCGGGCGGACAAGACGCGCGCGUACCGACUAAAUUACCGCAAGUAUGUAUAACAUGCUUACCCAGAUGCGAAGCAAAUUAUUCGAUCAUUGUGAAACGAUACGAUGAUGCUGUUAACAUCGAUCGUGCCAUUCAACGCGCGUUUGAUUAUUCGAUAUAUAUUAGCACUUCGCCAAGUUAUUCUAGCGCGGUCGCUCUUUUGCAACAGAAAUGACCAAAAAGCUAUACAGUAAAAUCAUAAAUCCGCGUAUCGAAUAACCAAUAACCGGUAAACAAUAAAGGCUCUGGGCACAAACUGCUAACCGAGCUAUUGGAGUGGCUGCUAUCGCGUAUCACUAUGGACUGUGAUAAUCGAGACAAAUUGCGCUGUUCGAUUCGGCCUCCAUCCAUCACUAUUCGCACCAUUAUAUUACAAAAUUCUCUGCAUCCACCGAAGCGUUUUUUAGCGCGGAACGAGUGCGAGGAUUCACACGGGACUCGCAAAUUUUUCAAUUAACAAGAUCACGAGCUUCCAUCGUUUUAUCCAAUAAUAUUAUUUUAUUAUUGAUAAUUAAAAGGCGUCAAAUUUCUCAUCGAACGUACAACAUCGGUUAUCGGUCCACCGGAGGAGACUACCGCCUAUCGAUAAGGUCUGUUAAAUAUUUUGAGAUUAUUUUGAUUAUUAUAAUGAAUUUCAUUGUUAAUUAUGAUAAUAAUGUAAUAUGGAUACAUAUAUAUAUUAUACACACUGUAAAUUAAGUUAAUCUAUACGAUAACUUUUAAUGAAAAUUGUUAAAGAGAGAAUGAUUAAAGCUUUCCAAUAUCGGUGCCCGUUCUUUAUGACAGGGUGUUAAUGUAUGUUUGUAUAAAUUUGCCAAGAUACAUUCAGAUGCUGUACCUUUAGCUCGCGGCGUAUGUAGAAACAAACGCAUUUCAUAUAAUUUCGUAAUUAAAUUCGUGUUUUGUAAUUAUAUUAUCUCACACAGCAAAAUUUGUGACACAGCUUGUCAGGCCAUCAUCUGAAUGUAUGUUGUACAGUGAUGAAGGUACGCUUGUCUUUCAUGCAGCCAACCAAAUCUCCAUGCUAUGAGAGAAUGUGUGUGCGUGAGAGAGAAAGAGAGAGAGAAAGAGAGAGAGAGAGAACGAAAGAUUAUACGCUAUAAUAUAUAAAUUUAAGCCGAACCUAACGUUUUAUCGUGAGGAAAACGAAAUCACGUAAUAUAUGAUAUGCGUUUUACAAGAA
This is a messenger RNA of Temnothorax curvispinosus, 3877 nucleotides long. RefSeq names its product limbic system-associated membrane protein-like. Bases 1049 to 2038 code for a protein of 329 amino acids. Lineage: Eukaryota; Metazoa; Arthropoda; Insecta; Hymenoptera; Formicidae. Gene Ontology annotation, cellular component: neuron projection membrane. The record is from RefSeq and is a predicted model, not a curated record. Gene Ontology annotation, biological process: synapse organization. The transcript has 8 exons.